CGGCAGAGGAGGCGUUGGCGCAUCGCACUGGUGCUGCUGCCGCUGACACACACGCACACACACACCGGCUGUCCUGCGCCGACACGGGCCACACAAUCCACCGACACGGUCCGGUCACCAUCUCCAUCGUUCAGGCAGUCCCCCCCCCUCCUCAACCCCUCCUCCUCUGCUGCUUCUUCUUUUCUACAGAGAUCGAAUCACCAGCUUGUCUUGUCGUUGUGAGAAAUGAUCAAGAACGGACAUCACCACCACCAGGGCAACAGCGCGCCAGCCGGGAAAGACGCAGGGACGACCCCCGGCGCUGCAGCGUGCAGUCCCGAGAAGAGGAGGCGAAGGAUCCGGGUGUGGUGCGACGGAUGCUAUGACAUGGUCCAUUAUGGCCACUCCAACCAGCUGCGGCAGGCCAAGGCCAUGGGAGAUUACCUCAUCGUUGGAGUGCACACAGACAGUGAGAUUGCGAAGCACAAGGGCCCGCCCGUCUUCACUCAGGCGGAGAGAUACAAGAUGGUCCGGGCCAUAAAGUGGGUGGAUGAGGUUGUGGAAGGAGCGCCUUACGUCACCACCCUCGGGACCCUCGACAAGUACAACUGUGACUUCUGCGUGCAUGGAGAUGAUAUAACACUCACAGUGGACGGGAAAGACACGUACGAAGAGGUGAAGAAGUCGGGGCGGUACAGGGAGUGCAAGAGAACCCAGGGAGUGUCAACCACAGAUCUGGUCGGCAGGAUGCUGCUGAUGACCAAAGCGCACCACAGCAACAUUGAUAGUUCAGACUAUCAGCAGCACACAGACAACUUUGGAAAGGGGUCACAUGAUCAGAAGGGCCACAGUCCCUGGACGGGGGUGUCUCAGUUCCUGCAGACUUCACAGAAGAUCAUCCAGUUUGCUUCGGGCCAGGAGCCUCAACCCGGAGACACCAUCAUCUACGUGGCGGGAGCCUUCGACCUCUUCCACAUUGGCCAUGUGGACUUCCUGGAAGCUGUGCACAAGCUCGCAGAAAAGCCAUACAUUAUAGUGGGGUUGCACUUCGAUCAGGAGGUGAAUCGCUACAAAGGGAAAAACUACCCCAUCAUGAAUGUCCACGAGAGAACGCUCAGCGUCCUGGCCUGUCGAUAUGUGUCAGAGGUGGUGAUUGGAGCGCCCUUUGCAGUCACAAAAGAUUUGCUUGACCAUUUCAAGGUGGAUCUUGUAUGCCACGGAAAGACAGAAAUAUAUCCUGACAAGGACGGAUCCGACCCUUAUGCUGAGCCAAGGAGGAAAGGAAUCCUGCGCACCGUCGACAGUGGGAACAGCCUCACUACGGAUGCCAUUGUGCAGAGAAUAAUCAAAAACAGGUUGCUAUUUGAAGCAAGAAACCAGAAGAAAGAGGCCAAAGAGAUCGCUGUGAUCCAGGCGAUGAAGCGGAAAGAGGAGGAAAAGACUAAAGAUCGAGCCCAGGCUGUGCUUUAGAAGAAGUCAGCCGAGUGCCGACACGCAAACACUGACGAGCUCAACGAAUCUAAACUCAUGUAUGGUAAUCGACCCUUUUACAAGUGUUAUGACACCCUUCCACAUGCGAUCCUGGCUAAUUAUAGCAGGCCCUUUACGGCAGCCCAUUUAUAGCCGGGGCUGCUGAGCCUGCUGAGAGAUCAUCAGGUAUACAGUGUGUGUGUGUGUGUGUGUGUGCGUGUGUGUGCGUGUGUGUGCGAGUGUGCGCGUGACUGUGUGUCUUCUGCGUGUUAAUAUAUUCUGCAUAUGCAACUACAUGUCCACGUCGGUCAGUCAACAGUCACCCGUACAUACAAACAGAAAGUCUGGACUGAGAAAUAGGGGGGGGAAAAAAACAAGAGAGUAAGGACGACACCGCCACAUCUUCAAAAUGUCUUCAGAUGUUUCAAAUUCCUUUUUUGCCUUCAGAACAACAAAAAAAAAAGAAAAAAAGAAAUGUAUUUUUCAGUAUUAUACCAUGGGAUUCGGGCACAUGAAGGGGGCAAGUGUGGGUCUUUUGUAUAUACUGUAUGUACUGUAUGUAUGUAUUAUAAAGUGAUUUCAGUUUUCUCUGGAGGAUGCUAGAAGAGAGAAUCAGGGCGCCUCUGCCUGCACCACGGACUCUUUUUCGGGCAACCUCAUGUACAUAUCAGACCUCGCUUCUGUCGGACUGCACUGACCACUCAGAAAACCAUCGCUCUCAUUUUCCUUCGGGUAGAGCAGGUUUUUAAACUCUUUAAAAAAAAAAAGCGCACACUGUUGAGACCUGCACGCCCCGGCCUUCUGAGUGCAAUUUCUUUUUUCCUUCUCUUCUUUUUUUUGUUUUGACCAACACUCCUGAAGAUUUAUCCUAACGUAGAGAAACGCGACAGACAGCUUUUAACCUUUAGUAUUGUGUCUCGAGGGAACGCAGACAGAAGCUCGGUGUUGUUGACUCGAUCACGAACUAGACCUCUCACUCAUGAAAUAGACCUCCUACUGUCAUCGAGCCCUGUACUAUUUAACCUGUCUCGAUAUCAAAUGGGAUUAAAUAAUAUAUUUUUUGUAGAUGUAUAUUUUACUCACCUCCUCUCCAUUAACUACUGUAUAAAUGUUUUUUUUUCUUAUUGUUUAAAAAAAAAAGCAUAAUAAUAUGUCUGUAUGUCGAGUUGGAAUGUACUCAGUGUAGGCUAUAAUCUGUAUGUUAUUGACAGAUACUGUAGAAACUGAUCGGACUACAGUAUGCUGCUGCUGAUAAUAAUAAUAAUAAUAACAUUUUAAUCUGAAAAGGCUGUUUGUCAUCUUUUUAAAAUUUCAUUUAAUCUAAUUGAUUCCUUUUUGUAAUUAAGGCUGAACAUGGGUCACAUUAUGAAAGGUAAAGGUCAUGUUUUUUAGACACAGAAAUGCACCUUUGAUCAGAUAAAACGACCUGCGUGUGAUUAUGAAUCAGUCCCACAGAGAGUUCAGUUAAAUGUCAGGCAAUUAAGAGUAGAUUAUUUUAGCAGCAGACCGGUACCCGCCCUGAAGUUGAAGCAAGUUACGUGACUCUUGCGGUAAGUGGCCCAGCACCUCACAGUCGAUGGAGGAAGUUAUUAGUAAUUAACUGACUAAUUCACUCAUUUGAGGUCACACAGUGUCCUUUAAGGGACAUUUUGGAAAAGU
Molecule: messenger RNA, 3108 nt
Organism: Acanthopagrus latus (yellowfin seabream)
Lineage: Eukaryota; Metazoa; Chordata; Actinopteri; Spariformes; Sparidae
Product: ethanolamine-phosphate cytidylyltransferase-like
Exons: 13
Coding region: 226-1449 (407 amino acids)
Biological process (GO): phosphatidylethanolamine biosynthetic process
Cellular component (GO): cytoplasm
Molecular function (GO): ethanolamine-phosphate cytidylyltransferase activity
Source: RefSeq, a predicted model, not a curated record